AUGACAGCAAGCAGCGCUAUCACGCUCGAGCAAGCCCUGGAAUGGCUUGAAAAUCAGCGAAUCACGCUCGAUCGUGAACCGUUUGAGGUGAUUCGGUACGGCGAAUGGCUGCUGGAGCACAACCAGCUUCACAAGCUCGGUAAUGAUGUGUGGGCCUUCCUGGAGCAGCUAGGCCUUGCCGCAGCGGAGCUGGGGAAAUUGGAUUUGGCGGAGCUCUGCCAAGCGCGUCUGAAGGCCCGCUUCACGGACUCGUCGCGUGUGCAAUUGUUGCAGGGUGUGAUCCUUGAGGCCAAGGGCAAGACGGAGGAGGCGAAACAGCUUUAUGAGGAGCUCAUUAAGAAAGAGCCGUCGAAUAUCCUCGCAAACAAGCGCCGUCUAGCAUGCUUCAGGGCGAUGCCCAACGGCCUCGCUAUGGCCACAGAAGGCUUGGCUGAACUGGUGGAUAUGUUCCCAGCGGACCAAGAGGCAUGGCUGGAACUUGCGUCCUUGUACCUGCAACAGUAUAAGUAUGCACAGGCUGCGUACGCGUUAGAAGAGCUUGUGCUCUUGGCCCCCCACAACAGUUUCUACCUUCUGAAGUACGCCGAGACACUGUACACGUCGGGCGAAGUCGCCAAGGCGUACAAGAUCUACCUGCGCAUUUUGGAACUCGGCGAGGGGAACAUGUCGCGCGAGAACUACAACAACAAGACGGAUCGUGUGCGCGGCCCUUGGGUACGCACGUUGUGGGGAAUUAAGAUGUGCACAUCGCGUCUGAUGAACGCACCGGCCCCGCCAAAAGGCGCUGACACCCAAAUCACCGCGAGCAACGUGGACAAGAUUGACACACUGGUCACAAAACUCCUCCUCGACUCGGUCUAUGCACCGGAUGUGGACCCACCAGCUCCUUCCAGUAGUCGCGCCGCGGCGCGAGCUGUGCUCGCUCCCUCCUCGGCGUAA
Molecule: messenger RNA, 939 nt
Organism: Malassezia pachydermatis
Lineage: Eukaryota; Fungi; Basidiomycota; Malasseziomycetes; Malasseziales; Malasseziaceae
Product: tpr-like protein
Exons: 5
Coding region: 1-939 (312 amino acids)
Biological process (GO): protein folding in endoplasmic reticulum
Cellular component (GO): EMC complex
Molecular function (GO): protein binding
Source: RefSeq, a predicted model, not a curated record